Molecule: messenger RNA, 288 nt
Organism: Elephantulus edwardii (Cape elephant shrew)
Lineage: Eukaryota; Metazoa; Chordata; Mammalia; Macroscelidea; Macroscelididae
Gene: TIMM13
Product: translocase of inner mitochondrial membrane 13 homolog (yeast)
Exons: 3
Coding region: 1-288 (95 amino acids)
Source: RefSeq, a predicted model, not a curated record
AUGGACGGCAGCUUCGGCUCAGAUUUUGGGAAUUCGGGGGGCGGGAAGCUGGACCCAGGGCUCAUCAUGGAGCAGGUGAAGGUGCAGAUUGCCGUGGCCAACGCCCAGGAGCUGCUGCAGAGAAUGACGGACAAAUGCUUCCGGAAGUGCAUCGGGAAGCCCGGGGGCUCCCUGGACAAUUCAGAACAGAAAUGUAUCGCCAUGUGUAUGGAUCGCUACAUGGACGCCUGGAACACCGUGUCCCGCGCCUACAACUCACGGCUGCAGCGGGAGCGAGCCAACAUGUGA